This is a messenger RNA of Aureobasidium vineae, 1800 nucleotides long. NCBI's taxonomy places the organism in Eukaryota, Fungi, Ascomycota, Dothideomycetes, Dothideales, Saccotheciaceae. The record is from the annotation of a GenBank genome assembly.
AUGUUCCUGCUCCCCGGUUUCGUCAUCACCUGGUAUGUCACCAAGACGCCUAUCUCCGAAGCCUACAAGAUCGAACUCAAGAAUUAUCUCUACGCACGUCAGCAUCCAGAAGAUGGAGGAUGGGGUCUACACAUUGAGGGAGAUAGCUCUGUCUUUGGCACAGCCAUGAACUACGUCGCCUUGCGACUCUUGGGUGCUGAUGCAGAAGACCCGCGCUUGAUCAAGGCUCGUGCUCUGUUGCAUAAGUUCGGAGGCGCCGUCAAUGGUCCCCACUGGGCAAAGUUCUGGCUGAGUGUGCUGGGUGUCACGCCCUGGGAUCUUGUCAAUCCUGUGCCUCCGGAGUUGUGGCUGGUUCCUGACUGGGUUCCCAUCGCUCCCUGGAGAUGGUGGAUUCACAUGCGUAUGGUCUUCUUGCCCAUGUCCUUCAUUUGGUCCCGCAAGUGGUCCUUCCCUGCAGACAAGCUGGUCAAACAGCUGAGACAGGAGCUCUUCGUCGACCCUUACGAGUCCAUCGACUUUGCUUCUCACCGCAACUCCAUCUCAAGAGCCGACAACUACCACCCCAAGACGUGGGUCUUGAACCUCAUCAACUGGAUCUUGGUCAACAUCUGGAUCCCUUUCCUACGGACACAGUCGCUGGUCAAGCGCGCAGAGGACUGGGUGUGGUUUCUGGUCAAGCGCGAAGACGAAAACUCCGAUUAUGCCGAUCUUGCCCCCGUCAACGCGCCCAUGAAUAUGCUCUGUUGUUACAUCGUCGAUGGUCCUGACAGCUAUUCUGUUCGUCGACACCGUGAGCGUUUGGAAGAGUUCCUAUGGGUCAAAGAUGAAGGUAUGCUGGUCAAUGGCACAAACGGUGUCCAGAACUGGGAUACUUCUUUCCUCAUCCAGGCCGUCAUCGAAUGCGACAAGGCCGAAGACCCCAAAUGGAGGCCCAUGCUCGAGAAGGCUUUGGAGUAUCUUGAUAUUGCUCAAAUACGUGAGGAGUGUGUCGAUCAGCAUAUUACUUACCGUCAACAGCGAAAGGGUGCUUGGGGUUUCAGCACAAAGGGACAAGGCUACACUGUCUCUGACUGCACGUCCGAAGGCAUCAAAUCCGUACUUAUGCUCCAAUUCCUACCCAGCUACCCUCAGCUCAUCUCGGAUGAACGCAUCAAAGAAGCCAUCGAUGUCCUCCUCACCAUGCAGAACAAGAAGUCCGGCGGCUGCUCUUCCUACGAACCCCAACGCGGCUCCGAAUUGCUAGAAUGGCUCAAUGCGGCAGAAGUCUUUGGCCGCAUCAUGGUCGAAUACGAUUACCCAGAAUGCACAACCGCCGUGGUGACAGCAUUGACCCUGUUCGCCAAACUCUACCCAGGCUACCGCAGCCGAGAAAUCGCAGUGUUGAAGAAGGGCGCUUACGAGUACAUCCGAAACGCACAACGCGCAGAUGGCUCAUGGUACGGCAGCUGGGCCAUCUGCUUUACCUACGCAGGCAUGUUUGCACUAGAAGCCCUGGCUACAGCAGGAGAGAACCACACAAACUCUGCUCGGGUGCGCAAAGGGUGCAAGUUCUUUAUCGACAAACAGAUGAAGGAUGGCGGAUGGGGAGAAACAUAUCGCAGCUGUGAGACUGGCGAGUACUGCCAGCACAGACAGUCUCAAGUCGUGCAAACAGCUUGGGUAGUAAUUGCCCUCAUCGAAGCCGGAUACCCCGACAAAGCGCCUAUUGAGAAGGCCAUCAAGCUCAUCAUGUCGCGCCAACAGCCCAAUGGCGAGUGGCUCCAAGAAGGCAUUGAAGGUGUCUUUAACAAGAGCUGGUGA